CAUGUGUUUGGGGGUUGAGACUGGACUGCAGAUUCAAGAAGCCCAACAGAUCAUCAGACAAGGAAGACAGCCACUAAAAGACGUCAGAGGUCAAUUCUUUCGGCCUGGCCCACCGCCUACUUUGAGCUGAGCCUCAAGUACCUUGGCCACUCAGACAGGCACACAGACACAACACACAGGUGUGGCAUCAACAAUUUAGUGAUGUGAGUGAGGCUUGAAACGAAAAAUAACCAACCAAUUUGAUGUCUUGGCCUUUACCAACCAGACCAAGCCAAUUUCCAUAGAAUAUCAUUGGAUCAAGGAGAAAGGAGCCGAAGUUGCUCAAUGAUCAUAGAUUUGUCUGUGGCUCUUGGCGGAAGUGGCUUUGUCAUCCUCCUCUACCUGAUCCAAGUCGUUGCCGUCAUUCAAAGCUUGGCAUCCAACCAAGAAAUCCCCGGAAAAUUUCCUGGCCAACCCUGUCACGUGGGUUGCGUAGGACGAAGACGAGGAAAUUAUUUCGGAUGCCUUUGGAGAAAGAGGAUCAAGGCAUAACCACCACACACCGCACGUGAAUAGUAGUGCUUCCAGAAACCGCAACCAGAAACCAAAGAGGAAUUAUUGGAAUCACCAAAAGAAAACCUUGUCACGAAAUUCGAAUCAAGGGGAAGAGAGAAAGAGAGGGAGAGAAGGUACAAUAUCUUGCGUCGAUCUUAUGAUCUCAUGGUGGCAAUAAUAGUCACCCACGCUAAAAGCGUCAAUGUUCCAAUGAUUUGGUGUGGUUUGGCGAUGAAAGGAAAAACAAAGUAGGAAAGGACUUACUUCAAUACAACAAUACCUACAUGACUGGGAAGGACCGCCAGCAAACCAACAAGCCAGCUAACCAUCGUCGAUAAGUUAUCUCAAGAGCUGAGUGGGAAUCCGUAAAUCUUCAAGGUGAAUUCCGCGUUGACGAGUGCACGUGUGCGUGUGUACAACUACUCAAGCAUUCAGUCCACAUCAUUAGUUGUCAAACCGAUUGAGUAGGAGUCGGAAUUAUGCGUGAGAAAACAUUCGAAAUCCCUCACUUGGAUUAAACGACAACCGCCAUGAGUCCUCCGAAGCAAUCGUCCCAGGGCCUUCCCAACCAUCAUCAGUACUAUCGGGACUAUCCUGAGCCAGUUGACUCAUCUUACCCAAGUUCGCCAAUUGAGAGAUAUUCUCAAGAUGUCAUCAUUGGCUUGGACAAUCAGAGCCAUUGUCAGACCCACGCCCAUCUACCACCCACUUCCUCCUUUGGAUUCGCUCACCACUUGCACGCCAAUCAUUCCCAACCGCCGGUUCGUCUUCAACGAACAGCCAGCAUGCAAUCCAAUGCAACUGGUACCAACCGCAGUAGCCUUCAAGGUUCCUCGUUAGAUUUCCAUAAUUUGUCCCAAGAUAGUGGCGUAAUUAGCCCAUCACCUCAUCCGUCAUCAUCCACGUUUUUGGGCAGUUUCGACCGAGGCGUAAAUAUUACACCGUCCCCCCAAAUUGGGGUCAAGCUCAAGUCAGAUGUGGGACAACAUUGUCCCACUCACCAGUUAGGCUUGCCCUUUCCUCCCGGUGAAUUUGGGCCUCCUCCGUUGCCUCCGAGGAAAGUGAACCCUGCUCAAUGGAUGGCCCGAAAUCCUGAUUCGCCAGGACCCAAUCGCGACUGGGACGAUUUGUCGCAAUUGGGACGAAACUCGUCGAGUUUCGGUUCCAAUAAAUCCGGUGCGAGCUCCUCUUGGCGCUCUCAUUUAAUGCAACGGGCGGAGAACCAACGACUCUCUCUAUUUGGGACAAGUGGAGGCUCCUCGAGCUCGGAUGAGACGGAGGACAUUGCGCACAAUGCCACCAUUGAGGCCUGCUACCCCAUCAACCGAGCUCAAUUGGAGCAAUGGCAUGGAUCGCCUCUCACGGUAAAGCCCGUGGGUGUGGACAAGCCUCCACCCCCGCCUCCCAGAGAUCCACGGAGACGGCUGCAAGUGAUUAGAGGUCCACCCCGGCCAAACGCGGCUCGGCCAGUUUCUUUCUCUUUUGAGACUCAGGAGAACAAUUGGAUCAAUAAUGAGAGGACGAAACAAAAUGAGAAUUUGAGUGAUCCCAGGAUACAACCUUGGCAGCGUUCCACAUCGGAGCAAAACAUCGCGCCCAUUGUUAUGCCCGUCAAUUCCAGUCCCCCGUUGCCCCCGUCCCAUUUUGGUGAUGAAUUCGACGUUCAACCUCGUAGUCGACGCCCGGUUCAGCUCCAAAAGUCUCUUCCACCCAAAACGGCCUUGGAUGAGUGCGAUAGGGCCAAUCAUUUUCACCGUAGUCAGCCGUCCCUGUUGAAUCUGCCACCAAUGCAAAAUCCUCCAGCAGAGUAUUGGAAAUCACCUCCUCCUAUGCAUUCGAUCAAUUAUCUAAUGCAUGAGAAAACAAGGAUGGUUUUGAGUGACCAAUCCAGAGAUGCCAGUCCCCAAAGGCCUUUGCGCAAGAAGCAAGCCAUGUCAGAAUCUAAAAAACGAGUGAUGCGAAGUCAAGACAGUGCGCUGCAUUCAAGUAGCUUGGUGGCCACCUCCUGCAGUUCCAUGGAGAAGUGCGGCAAAUCCAGUCCCAGCUCCAUCAGCUCGAGGGACUCGGGUUGCUCGGAAGCCAAGUCAGUGUCCAAUCGGGAAAGCCGCCCACUCUCGGCCGUGUGGGAAAAGCAUGAAUCCAACAUCGAUAAAGAGAACUCGCCGCCAGUCAAAGAGAUGUCACCCCCACGAUCGUUUGCCCACGACCCAGGUUUUAGUACCAAAAAUCGAAGAAGCAAAUUUCGAGAGGCAUUAAACGAGCUCGAGGACGUGAUAUCCGGUAUUCAGCAGGAUCAGGAUCUGCUCGAUCGAGCUGAGAGAAGAGACCUGCCAACGGCACAUCAGAUGCUGAUAGCUCAAGCCAGGGAAAGGUUCCAAGUUCCGAGCGAGGAGAACAGCCGCUUGGACGAUGAUUCUAAUGAGGCAUUUUCUGAUAUGGACAACUUUAUGAAUUGGAACACGUCCAGUUCUUUCGAGAACCUGCCCUCCCUAGGCGGAUCCCCAGCCCCUGUGAGACCCAGGAGUCGAACCCCCGCUUCGCGAAGGUCGGGGGUAAUUGACAAGAAGACUGACGAUAUGCUCUACAGAGUGAUUCGAUCCAACAAUCGUCCCAUUCCGGAGGUGGGUAAUCCAAUAUCUAAGGUCAAUUUUAGCUAUUUGGAGAACACCCCGGGAUUGAACCCAGCAACAAGCACCAAUGCAAGCUCGGUCUCAGAGUUCAGCUUCUAUCGGCCGGAGCCGGAUACCCACGUAGAUGAUGUUCAAUAUAGAAAAAUACGCCAUGCCAAUAGCAGCACCAUCACUGAUCCUCAGUCCAAAUUUGGCAUUCCCAAGGAAGAAGUUUUGCCUUGCUCAGAGCGGGAUUAUCUCCAUGCCGUUCCAAAUGACAAGAAAUACAGGUCAACCUUCAACGCCAUGAGGAACCCCGAUGUGGUCAAAGACGACCUCGCUUUCCGUAACCUACGCAAGGAUUCCAAUCUUAGUGAGCCCUCGGCAUUGGGGAUCGUCAAGGAUCCGAACGUGGACGAAAACGUGCAUAGCUGCUGGCUCCAUCGGCGCCUCGAGAGCGAAUACAAGGAUCAAGUGGAUCCCAACGAGAUGGCUCCAUAUGUGUUCUAUCCCAAGAAGAACCAAACGCUUUUGAAAGCCUUGUCCGAGCAUAUUGCUCAAGUGAUCCGAAAACAAAGUCAUUCCUCUUCAGCUCAAGGAGACCCCAAUGAAGUCGUCUUCAGCUACGAAGAUCUUCGGGAUCCAGAAAUCAUGAAGGCUGUGAAACAAUCCCUGGACAUCCAGGAAUCCGAAGAGGACAUUCUCCGUGAGGAGCAAGAGAAACUCGAAUGGAAAGGCAAGAAUGUGUUUGAUCUUCUGACAGCGAAUAUUGACGAAAUCCUUCAACGAAAGAGGCUCAAGAAUCAAAAUCAGCACAAUCCCAGUCACCCAACAAAAGGUGACCACCAUCCCGAACAAAGCAAUGAGGCAAGCCCUACGGGAAACAUAGACAUGCCCGAGGAAAGUUCAGGGUCAGUCCAAAUGCCAGAUGUGAUCGUUCAACAUUGCAUGUUGGAACAUUCUCCAGCUGUUCACGCCUGUUUCCAAACGAAAAUGGGCGAUUUCCCCAAAGAAGAUGGGGAUCAAAGUAAAUCGACCGAUGAGCACUUGAGCGAUUUGCCUUUGUCUUCACGUCUCACUUCCUUGAAGAAUAGCAAAGAACCGCCCAAGCUGAAGCUCUUGUCCUUGAUCGAAAACAUGCGGGAGAGCGAGAGGGAAAUGGAACGCGCCGCCUCUCUCAGCGAUGAUCUGACACAGGAGAGUGACAAAUUGGAACAAAAUCUCCCCGAUCCGAACACUCCUCAACUCGGGGAGGAUUCUGUGUCUCGCGGUCCUCAUGAAGAGGAUGAAGAGGACAAUGACCCCAGCAUUGACGAAGGCAAUCAGGCUUCAGAAAUGCUUUAACCCAUCCAUGCCUUCAUCCUCCUUCAGUGUGUGCGUUUUCCACUAUGAUCCAUUUGUACCUCCCUGAAGAAUCUUUCAAACCCGUUAAGCAUGCUUUGGCUAACCUCCUGUUGGAUCUCAUCCGAAUGAUCACAGAGCGUGUCCUUGAUAUUUUAAUGCCAAGCUAACAAAAUAAGCCGAUUUUAGACCUCAUAAUUGCAUCAGCAGUGAUAACUAACAAUACAAAGCUUGACAUGCAUUUGAAACUGUUCUUGUUCAAUCUCACGUGAAAAGAGCUUUUCCAAUGGUGGUCGCCCUAAAACUCUUGUGGAUUUAGAUAUUUUUGGGUUUCAAGCGGAAUGAAUGUAGAUUAUGUAUAGUUUGCGUCUUCAUAUGAUGGUCAUUCAAAUAUGAAACUAAAAG
Molecule: messenger RNA, 4889 nt
Organism: Tigriopus californicus
Lineage: Eukaryota; Metazoa; Arthropoda; Copepoda; Harpacticoida; Harpacticidae
Exons: 3
Coding region: 1065-4487 (1140 amino acids)
Source: RefSeq, a predicted model, not a curated record